AACGCAGCAACCGGAGAGCCGGGACGCACGUUAUCACUGAUCGAUAAAUUAAUUACACAGUACAUUCUCGACCUGUUGGAAUCCUUAUCUCUCUUGCCCAAACACAUGGAGUGUACUCCCUCCUUCGUUCUUUGUUUACAAGUACCCACCCCUAUGACGUCAGCUCGUGGCAGAUGAUUGGGGUUACCGUCGUUGGCCAACGUUUGGUUCUGGAACUCCGUCAAACGUGAAAGGGAAGAGAAAUGGGGGAGGACGGACACAGCCUCCGAUUCAACAGAUCUGGUUCUGUCGGACCCUUUCCCGGAAAGUCCGAGCAGUGUCAGGGGUUCUCUCGCCAGCCAGGAAAUCAACUGUCAAAAUCGGUCAAAACAGCGCAAGUUCAAAUUUCAUCCUUCACUCUUCCACCUGCCGCUCGGGGAAAUCUGCAGCAGCGACGUAACGCGGAUGUAACUGCUCCUUCUUGGGUUUUCCCCGCAGCGCAGGAAAUCUCCCCUGCUUGGCGAGCAUUCGCUUCUCAUGGUCUAGAGCCCUCGUCCAGGGGAAAGCAAGGGGAUAGGGCUAUUGGACCCGACGAGAUGGCAGUCCAUCGAAUUCUGUCUGCCGCGCCCCUCUCACGGUUGGUGCUUGCUCCCCUCAUCCCUCUACCGCCGCUCAAUCUACACUCAUGUCUGCAAUAUGGCUUUGCAGAAAAGUUCCUGCCGGUCCGUCCCAACAAGUGUAGGCAGACAUGGGGUGGAAUGGCUGAACACCUGUGGCAAAACCAUGCCGAUAGUUCCAGCCUUAUUUUCAGAUCAUACCGUCCACUCCGUAUUGGCCACCGGGCCUUUGACGGUACUGGUAGAGAUGCAAACGUGGGGCCUAAACAAGCCCUGCCGUGGCGUAUCGUCCGCCGCGGUUCCUCCAGCAUGUUCAGCUGCCGUUGGGUUAUUGGGCUUCAUAUAAUUUUCGUCUCCAAGCGCGAGAGAGCAAGGGUGAUCGCUGCCGGAGGGGUUGUCGAUCUGAAUGGCAGUCCCAGCAGACGCGCAAGGCCGUGGUUUCGUAUGGCCGCCAAGGCCGGGGAUUGGUCUCUGGUACCGCGUCCGCUGCCCUCCUCGUCUCAGACCCAUAUCCGCCUGCAUAGGCGAGACGCGGCUAUCGUCCCCUUUUAGACCAGCUGCAUACACCGGUGAGCGGCUCCAAUUCGAAAGAACGCGGACCAGCCCGUCCCUUUUACACAAUCGGCCGCCAUCCCGGUCCUAGUCGGUGUGUUAAGU
Molecule: messenger RNA, 1253 nt
Organism: Chaetomium fimeti
Lineage: Eukaryota; Fungi; Ascomycota; Sordariomycetes; Sordariales; Chaetomiaceae
Exons: 1
Coding region: 243-1148 (301 amino acids)
Source: RefSeq, a predicted model, not a curated record